This is a messenger RNA of Cynara cardunculus var. scolymus (artichoke), 2905 nucleotides long. RefSeq names its product U-box domain-containing protein 33-like. The record is from RefSeq and is a predicted model, not a curated record. The coding region runs from base 372 to 2849 and encodes 825 amino acids. Gene Ontology annotation, biological process: protein ubiquitination; protein phosphorylation. Lineage: Eukaryota; Viridiplantae; Streptophyta; Magnoliopsida; Asterales; Asteraceae. Gene Ontology annotation, molecular function: protein kinase activity; ubiquitin-protein transferase activity; ATP binding. The transcript is spliced from 7 exons.
GGUGAAAAAGUGAAGGUGGGACUCAAAUUCUUUGUCCUCUGGGUUUACCGAACGCCGCGGGAAAGCGGAAUUCAUCCGUCAUCCGUCAACAACAAACACCCAGUUUGUCAUUAUUCGUAUAUUUUUCGUCUCAAUUAUUUUAUUCAAAUAAAUCCACUCCAAUCUACCUAAACCACUAAUUAAUCUCACAUGCAUCACAAUCGAGUCUAACUCAAAGUCAAUCAUACUUUUUUUCCUAGAAACGAUUUGAAAUCAUUCCUUCAAAUCCCACAUUAAUGGUAGGAUAUUCCGCCAUUUUAGGAUAAAAAAGAUCAACCUACUUACCAAGAAAGAUCUGAGUUCUGACGGGUCCAAGUUUGUUUUAGCAAUUGAUGGAGCUUAUGAAACCAUUUCAUCCUCCUCUCGUCAUGGUCACCGACGGCUAUUCUGGGUUUUCUCCUCCGGCGAUUUUCCGAGAUGGGUUUGACCGCAAUAGUCUUCCGGUGCCGGAUACCGUUGGUACUGAUAAGGUCUAUGUGGCUGUUGGGAAGUCGUUGGAAAAGGCUGUGUCUUUGUUCCACUGGACUUUCAGGAGGUUUAGAGGCCAAGAGAUCUGCAUACUCCAUGUUCAUCAACCUUCUCCCUUGAUUCCAACACUUUUGGGAAAACUACCGGCAGCUCAAGCGAACUCUGAUGUUGUAUGUGCAUAUAGAAGAGAGGAGAGGGAGGAGAUGGAGAAGCUUCUACUUGAUUACACGAGUCUUUGCGCCCGAUCAAAGGUUAAGGCAUGCGUUGUGACUACUGAAAAUGACCAAGUUCGUAAAGGAAUUGUGGAUUUAGUUAAUGAAUUUGGUGUACGAAAGCUUGUUAUGGGAGCUGCAUCGGAGAAUUGGAUGAAGGUGAAGAAAAACUCGAACAAAUCAAGUUUUGUCGCCAAAAAUGCCCCUCCAUUCUGUCAAGUUUGGUUCGUCAACAAAGGUCAACUUCUUUACACCAAAGAACCCACCGACGUCUAUGAUGCUCUGCCACCAUCAAUCCAUCAAGAUUCCGACACUUCAGAUCAGUCCAACACUUUAAGAUCUCAAUCUUUACGUUACCCCAGCAGUACUGAAAGGGAGUUGCAAGAAGUUUACCGUCGCUCCACCUCAACUGUAGGUUUCAUUUCCGGAAAUACGAGCGUGAUGAGUAAACAAGGUGAAGGAGACUGUUCAUACCGUUUACCAUCAAACACUUCUUCAGAUUCUGGAUAUUCAUCAUCUACUGAACUUGAUUUGAGAUUUGAAGAAGAAAGCUUAUACAAGAAACUUGAAGAAGUCAACAUUGAAGCCGAAGCAUCCAGAAAUGAAGCAUUUCAAGAGCUUCUAAAGAGGAAAAGAUUAGAAGCACAAGCUAGUGAAGCCUAUAACAAGGUGAAGGCUUAUGAGUCUGCUCAUGCUCAAGAAGUUGAACAAAGAAAAAUAGCCGAGGAUGAGCUGAAUGCUGCAAGACGAGAGCUUGAGCAACUGUUGGAACAAAGAGAAAUAGCAUCAAAAGAACUGCGUAACGCGAUGAGAAACAUAGCAAUCUUAGAGAAUCAAGUACAAGAAGCAAACCGUAACCGAGAAGAAUCCGCCGAAGAAUUGAAACUCAUCCAAGCGUCUAUCGCAACUCUAAAGAUCGAAAAACAAACAGUUCAAAGACAAAGAUUUGAGGCAGCAAAGUGGCUCGACAGGUGGAAAAUUCGUGGGCAAGCCGGAGGUGCAUCUUCUACGGAUGGAUACACUGAAGCUACAUCAACAACUGGAAGAUUAAUGGAGUUUUCGUUGUUGGAUUUGGAAAAUGCAACUUUUAAUUUCUCCGAGAGCUUCAAGAUUGGAUGUGGAAGAUAUGGGUGUUCCAUCUAUAAAGGCGAAAUGUCGAAUAGAACAGUCAUGAUAAAGAUGCUACAUCCGAAUAACUUGCAAGCACAAUCGGAAUUUCAACAGGAGGUGCAAGUUGUUGGGAAGCUGCAGCAUAAGCAUAUCUUGAGUUUGAUCGGCAUAUGUCCUGAAGCCUAUGCCCUUGUUUACGAGUACAUGCCCAGGAGCCUUGAGAGUCAUGUUUCUAAUAAAAGCAAAUCGUAUUCCAUGUACUGGAAAACCCGCACUCGAAUCAUUUCCGAAAUUGCGAAUGCCCUUUUGUUCUUACACACUUCCCGACCCAAAAAGAUUCUACACGGCGAUUUAAAGCCCGAGAAUAUCGUUCUUGAUUCCGAACUCUCCAUUAAACUAUGCAAUUUCAGAUUCUCGACAUUGGUCAACGAGGAAACACUCCGCUGUCGUAGUUUUCGCCAAUAUGCAGAACCAAAUGGACCCUUGUUGUUUACUGAUCCGGAGUUUCUUCAAACUGGAACUUUGACAGCAAAGUCUGAUAUUUAUUCUUUUGGGAUGAUCAUCUUGUGGCUACUCACAGGAAGUCGGUCAGCUGGGUUAGUCAAUGAAGUGAAGAAGGCGGUUUCGUGUUGUAAUUUAGGCUCAAUCUUGGAUGCGUUGGCUGGCGAAUGGCCUAGCUUUGUAGCCAAGCGGUUGGCUGAUUUGGGUUUACGAUGCUGUGAAUCGUACGCUAGAGACCGGCCUGUGGUCUCCCCGAUUUUGGUUAAAGAACUGGAGCAGCUGGCUCUUUUAGAAGAGCGGCGAGUGCCAUCUUUUUUCCUGUGUCCCAUUCUAAAGGAAAUCAUGCACGAUCCUCAGUUGGCGGCAGAUGGAUUCACGUACGAAGGUGACGCGUUGCGUGGAUGGUUGAAAAACGGGCGUGAAACGUCUCCGAUGACAAACUUAAGGCUUAGCCACUUGAAUCUUACUCCAAAUCAUUCACUUCGGAUUGCGGUUCAAGACUGGCUGUGCAAUCCUUGAGCAUGUACUCUGUAUGGUUGUACUUUGCGCCUUAUCACUUGUACCAUUAUCGAACA